Messenger RNA from Porites lobata, 19436 nucleotides. The record is from the annotation of a GenBank genome assembly. NCBI's taxonomy places the organism in Eukaryota, Metazoa, Cnidaria, Anthozoa, Scleractinia, Poritidae.
AUUGAUUUCCACUAUCCAUGGAACUAAGCUUCCAGGUCCUGGAUGUAUGAUGUUGUCCCAAGCCUUUAAAUAUCCUGCGCCAUGUAAGUGAGUUCAUGGCGAUAUUUAAUGGUGCAGAUUUCAUAUAGCAAGAUUGUUAGAAAGUGUUUGAAGUGAAUUAAGCCAAUAAUCACAAUCAUUAUGCUGUCAUUCCCUUUCUUCUUUAAGUAGGAUUAGGUGGAUCAAAGAAAGAUCAUUCCCAUUGAGAGAAAAUCAUGAUUAAUCACAUGCAAUAAUUAUUUAUUAAUACUGGACAUGUUAAUUUAAAUCUUGGAGCAACGUUACAGGGAAGUUGUUUUAGUGAAGAGGGUGCAUGUUUCCUGUCUACAUUUUAAAACUCUUUGUUGUGUGGAUUUAGGAGGAAGCCAUUUUCAUGUUGGUAUUUUAAUCAUGUUAUAUUUUUGCUUGUCUUUGUGGUCUUGUAUUGUUUAUGGAACUGUUUCAAAGCCAUGCUUCCUAUCAGAAAUCAUUUACCCCAUUGUGGGUAUAUGGCCUCACUUGGGUUAAAGAGUAAUAAAAUAAUGGUCUUCAUACUGCGGUAGGAUUUGCUCAGUCGGUAGAGUGCUUUACUGCAGAGCAGGAGGUCACAGGUUCGAUUCCCGGGACCAGACCAAUACCCAGCGUCUUAAAAUAACUGAGAAAUGAAGUUACUUCCUUUGCCUUGCAAACAACUAGACCUUUGUGUGGCUCGGAUUACCAAGUAAAAUGGCGUAAAAAUUAGUGUCUUAAUCAGUACUUUCGUGCUAAAUACAUUGACUCUCAAAAAAGUGGUCAAUUUUUUAUCAAGCAACAUGAUGCUUACAACAAGUGAAUUUGUAACAGCAGUAUGUUGAUGUUAUAAGUAGUAUUAGAAGUACAGUUACUGUAGCAGUGGUUAGAAGCAGCAGUAAUACAUGUAUUAGCUGCAUUAACUAGAGGUUUGCUGUUUUAGUUUAGGUUUUUUACAUUAGUUUGUUGUCAUGAUCUUUUCGUUUUAAUAACAUCUUAAUCAUGCUUAUAUCUCCGUUAAGUGUUUCCUGGAGAAGAGGUCCUUGUACAUGUCAAGGUGGCAGAAUCAAGGCAUUCCAUAAUGACUUGUCAUGUUUCAUGUACUGCAGUUCAGAGAAAUAUGGUAAUACUACAUUCUAAAAGUCAGUUACACUGCUUGAUCAUUUUAAUAUUACAGCAACCAUUUGCCAUUUUUCGGAAUCUGCUCUCUGUGCAUACAGAGAAAGUUUUCGGAAUCUGCUGUCUGUGCAUGCAACAAAAUAAACAAAAUGGUGCAUCAGAAGGAUCUAUCAUUUAUUGUCAUAUUGUAAUGUAGUGGUCCUUGCCAGGGCUGUGUUCUAGCAGUGCCCCAUGGCCCCUGGCACCUUUCUUUUGAUCUUGGGUAUUUCUUUGCUGGGCACCCUGCUCAGAGCUCUGGGCUCCCUUCAAUUAGCACUCGUGACAAGACUCUGUCCUUCUUUUUGGAAGUGAAAGGGUCAAAUAUUACUGAGGUGUCAUUUAACUUACUUAAUCUUCGUUGUAGGUUGUUCUCUCAGGCAAGACAAAAUUACUGGUUCCCCGUAAAUUGGAUGAGAAACAGUAAAAUGGAGGAUUGUUUUGUAAGUGUGUUCUUACUAUUUUUAAGUCAAAUUCCACCCACUAAUUUUUCCUAGCCAAACAGAAAAACAUUAUUUUAAUUUAUAAUUGGAAGCCAACCUUGUGUUUCAGGGAUGUUCAUAUUGAGUUUUCUCUGUGUGCAAGAAAAUAAUAUUUAUAAUAUGAUACCUCUUAUUAUUAAAAGUGUCAUUGCAGCCAAGGAUGUUCCAUUGAUUACGUAGUCUCACUUUUGUAGUUUCUUUGUUUUCUUGCUUUAGAAAAGAGAUUUGUGUUUGUUACAGUGACGAAAGGAGAAAUCUCAUCUCAUUUUAGUUCACUUUGGGGAAGAUUUAAGCCUAAGAAUUUUCUUAAAAUUUUAGUAAAAUGUGUUGGCCAGUUCAGGUAUGGUCCGUUGUUCCAUGAUAUGCACAUUGCAACAUUUUUCUUCAAAAUCUAAGUUAAGUGUACAAUUUACAUUCAGACGCACUGUAGGUCAAAUGGUGAAAAAGGUGUUUGAUCCUCUGAGCCUUUAAAAUGCGAGAAUUUCAUGACAUCAAAUCGUGAAAAUCUAAGCAGGUUUUUGUGGCUCACUUCAUCCCCAAAAUGCAAGUUUGUGAUCCAAAUGUGGCAAAAAAAUCUUUAUUACAUCAGCACACUACCUUCCAAUCAAAUCAUGCCUUACUGUAAAGUGUGUCAAGAAAACACACUGAAUAACUGGCUGCCCGGAGAUCAUGCUAUAUUUUCGUUUCACUUGAUAGAAAUCUGGCCCGACCAUGUGCAGAGAACAACUAUGGAAGCUGCUAAAAUUUGGCUUGAUGUAACGUUAGAGAGAAAGUGUGAGAGCUGCUUAAAUUUGGCUUUAUCCGGCUACGGAAGAUUGAAUUCAUGAGAGUGGAGUAAAUUCUGUUUAAUCCCACGAAAGAGAGAAAGUAGAAAAUUCGUAAAAAUUUUUGCCUGAUCCAACGAAAUGGAAUGUAUCAGAAGAGCCGCUAAAAUUUGACUUGAUUUCACGUUAAAAGGAAUGUAUCAGGGGCACCCAACGAGAAUAAAGUUCAAAACCUCUUAAACAUAGCAUUGUUAAACGUAUUUUAGCAUUUAAACGAUCGAUAUAGGCAUAUUUUUAUCCCCUAAAAAUUUUUCAUCUAUUCGGAGUUCCUAGCUGAAAGUCUAGUGAUCCGAAAAUUAUAGGGAUCGAAACUUAUCUUUUCGAAAACUUCAGCCAGAAAAAAAGGCUCACGAAAAUUCUAGGUGACCUUUUUAGGGUAAAAAUCCGUUAAAAAUGGGCAAUUAGACCAUGUUUUAGAUGUUCGAAAAUCCUAGGAGAGGCAUGCAAGAAAGAAAUUUUACAACAAAUGUUCCGAAAAUUCUAGAUCUCAAAUCGUCUUCCGAACAGAUAUUUUCCGAAAAUUGACGUUGGGUGCCCCUGAUGUAUGAAAGUUUCUAACAUUUGGCCUUGUCCCACGUAAGAGAAUUUAUGAGAGUGGCUUGACUCCACCAUGAAACGUGAGUAAAUGUAUGAGAGUUGCGAAAAUUCGGCUUGGACUUCAGCCACAAAUACGUUCUGAUGUUUAAAAAAAGAGAUUAAAAUAUUAAUUUCUCGAGUUUAUCGAACGAUGGAGAUUUCAUGUAUAAUCGUGUAUAAUAUAAUAAAAAUAUUAACACUGUAUUUGAAGAAAGAAGACUGUCAAAGAAAAACACUCUUCCCAGACUCUCUGAGAUUAUGGCCAGAAAGGGAAAAAAUAAACUUACCUUCAAACAAUGGGGACGAGGUUGAGUUGUUUUGGUUGUGAAAACAAAAAAUGGUGGACAUUUCACUCGUUUCAGGAGUAAGAAAUAGGCGAAAAAAUAGCUGAAAACAUGGCAAGAACAGCAAGAAGACAACUCGAAGGGCGACAUCUGCUAUUUGGAGAAUAUUUGCGGAGCUGAACAACCCUAAAGGUGCACUAUCGAAGGUUAACCUAACAUCAAUGGGGGUAAGCAUGUUUUAGCUUUGUUUUUAAACUAGGAAUUAUUUUGAAUGAAUAAUGAAACAAUUAUUGAAUUCGGCUCUCGUAUCAUAUGAAGAAUUAUGGAGAUCUCGUCUUAAUAAGAUACUCAGCCUCAUUCAUUAAUUGUUAAAUAUAUUUCUAACACGCUGUUAAUUUACUGAACUUUUUAAAAGUUUAUUUAAAAAGUGCCAAGUGUUUGAAAACUGGAACUACAGUUACUACUGGCGCCAUUUUGUGAACAGAAUUUCGACUUGGUCGAGAAGCGUCAGAAAAAUGCGAAGAUAGUCGUAUUAACAAAUUCUUUAUAUAUCCUGGUCAAUGUUUUCACUUAAUGGUGAUUGAAAUCCAACUAAAUAAAUUAAAAAACGCCUCCGACGUUUUACCGCGGUUUACUUUACUAGCAGGAUAUUCUCGUUUUAACCUUCCGUCCGCAUACCGUGGAUUAACACGUAAAUUGACCCAUGUAUAAACAGAAUUGGUGGUUUACCCUUUUGCUUAAACCCGAUUUAAGCUGAACGUAGUUUUGAUAGUCGACUUAAUGCAUUUAUGUUUCAGGGGUUUAGUUUUUAGUUUUGCUCCGUUUUACUUUGCCUUGUUUUAAAAGUAUCAGGUAUAACAGAUUUUGUUUCAUAAGAAAAUAGUUGAUCCUUAAUUCUGUUCGUAUUAAGGGAUAUGAAUAGCCUAAGUCUUUCUCAACAGAGUGCCAGUACCAGACGAUAUCGUUUCCAAAAUUUUGUGAACGUACUUUUUCCUGGUCAAUUUGUCAUCUGUAAAAACUCCCAAUGAUUUCAUUCACGACGUGGUUGAUAACCCCAAGUGUCCCGUCAGUUUGUAUUAAGAUUUGCUAAUUGUUUUGCAGCCAUAAUCUUUGGCGUUGUGUUCAGCAGAUUUGGCUAUAAUUACCCAGACUUCAUUUAUGAUCCAUUGUUCAUCUUCUUUCGACAGAAGUGAAGGUCAGACCGAGUCCGCAGGGUAAUUUAAGUAUCAUCAGCAUUCGCUCUUCAUGCAGUCCUCUUCAGAUGAUUGAUUUGGAGAGGUUGUUAACUUAUAAUAUGAGAAAAGUAAAUGUGCUCUAAUAUCAUAGUAUCCUGAAUACCUACCCCACAAGUGAUUCGUUUGGCUUGAGAUAGACGGCCAUUGACUUUGCACUUUUGGCCUCGAUUACUUCGGAUACAACACAAAAAAAACCACUUAAAUCCCUUAUAAAGCUUGCGUAAUAGUGUGUGAUGAUCAAAAGUGUCAAGGUUUUUUAAGUCGAUACAAAUGACGUUGCUAAACGAACUUUUGUCAAUUUUCCGGACCAACCCACGAGGAUUCUAUUCAGCAAAGCUGUUCAAGUAGUACUACAUUUACGUAGUAUCAAGACCGAUGGUUGCGUAAUAGACUAUAUUGAUCAAAGUUUUGAUAAAUUGACCAGAGAUGACUUUUUCAAAUAUUUUGACAACUUUUGGAAAAACAGAUAUUUUCCUGCAAUAGUUGACGUGUAACCUUGGCUUAGAUUAAUCUUAGUUUUAGGCGUUACCUGAGCUUUUUCACUUCCUUUUACAAGGAACUAUUCCAACACUAAUCAUAACUAUAACAAAAUUCUUAAAUCUGAUUGGCUAUCAACUGCCCCGAUUUCAGCCUUAAUAUGACAGUUAAAUAGGACAGUACGCGUCAUGCUUAAGCAAUUGGACAGUACGCGCCAUCAGGCGCUCGCUUAAAUGGCUUUUUUUCACUGCUAGCAAAGAAAAUCUCGGAAUUUCUUGUGUUUUGAUUAAAAAAAACAACUUAAUAUAUCACAAAUUUUGUUAAAGUUAUGAUUAAUUGGUAACAGAACUUCGUGUCGUCCAAUUCGGUCUGUAAUCAUACUCGUGAUUAAACAAAUCGGACUCCCGCUACGCGGUCGUCCGAUUUUGUUAAUCACUCGUAUGAUUACAGACCAAAUUGGACUCCACUCAGUCCUGUUACCAUUACUUAUUGAAUAAUGCACAGGAAUAUCUCCCACAAAAUUCAAAAGGUCAAAAUAAAUGUGAUCAAACACAUUCAGUGUUGUCUUAGCAUCAGGCUUUUCUCGUUUUUAAGUUACCACUAAUUAAUAGCUGAAAUGUUUUUAUCAGUAAACGUACGAGUUAAAAGUAUUAGUUUACGAUUUCAUUCAACUGAACCGGCCGGCCGGCAGAGCCAGUGAACAUCUCGUGGUCGAGCUCCCUCCCACCCACUCAGUUCUUGAUUGGUUUGAAAGUUACAUGUAGUAGAUAGAAACAAAGUUAAAAGGACUACUUUAUUUUUCUGCCUCCUCUGCAAGCCGGGACAUAUUGGUAUCCGUAGAUAUGUUUGUUUUUCCUUUUUACGCCUGUUAGGGUUCAUAAGGUGUUAAUACCCUGCCGAGCGAAUGUUGUGAUUUCUCGCAAGAGUAAAUGCCGCAAAAAUAACGACUUUAUUUUGGGCCGCUGAGUGACAUUUCGUCAAAUUCUAAAUUCGGCAAAUUUCGGCAAAUUCUAAAUCAUGAAACGCUUCUGUUGGAGCCAUUACAGUACUGCUCGGUUGUAAACAACUCAAAGAGUGAACACCGUCUCGUUUGGAAAGCACGUGCCAACCGGGUAGUAAUUGGUGUAAGACAGCCCAAAAUGUCCGGAGCCACUGCUAAACAACCCCGAGACAUUUUGGGAAGUCUUACACCAACUACUACCAUGCCAACCAGUAGUGCCAGUAGUAAAGCGGUCACGCAAUUAACGCCUGGAGCAUUCGUGAAGUCGAUAUGGCAAAUGCCAGAGUGAGAACUCUGCGGUUUUUACCGACUUGUUUUGUUACAUCAGUCAGACAUCUUGCAAGUAACUCUUCGGAAUUAUUUAAUGUCGGAGACGAAGCACAACUUCGCCAAGUUAUUUCUGUCGAAGACGUUCGAAACUUUGCGGAGCUAACAGGUGAUGUGAACCCCAUUCAUCUCGACGAAAACUUUGCCAAGAAGACUCGCUUUGGAAGGACUAUUGUUCAUGGCGUUAUACUAAAUGGGUAAAUGGAAUUUUAGCCUUUUUCAUCUGCUUGUGCAGGUUUACCGAGAUCUUUACCCUCAAGUAUUGCUUAAUGGUGAAAUCAUUUUAUCUUUAACCAAGACAUCACCCACAGAUGUAUGUAUUAGGCUAAUAAGAACAGAAUUACAAAUCGGUCUCAUCUUUUUCUAUGGAGAAAAUGGAUUUGCAAUGUCCUGAAGGCGUUUCCUUCCUAAGAAACCUGAAAUUGAGUUUCUGGAAAAUACCGAAUUUCAUCCUCAAUGGCACAAAGUUUUAUGCGUCACAAAGUUAGUUCCCUUAUUUUGUGUGUUACCCUUGGGCAAGAGUUUGGCUACAUACUGAUAUUUGAUCGGCAAAAGUUUCCCCUACCCCGGGUUGAUGGCUAACAUUUUUGUACUAGUCCCAUCCCCUUGCUCAUUUGUAUUUGCUAAAUUCUGUGACUAUAAUAAGUUGCCGGAAUUUGAUCAUCUUGGUAGUAGUGUGGUCCUGGUAAGCACUGUAAUGUUGACAGUGACUGAGGUUUUGACAACUUGUGCAGUAGUCAUCUUCAGAGUCAAAGUGAGUUGUAUAUUGUCAUUUCUUGGUUCUCUGGUCAUUAAUGACCUGAUUGAUCAAUUAAGUUGCUGUUAUGGGUUGUCUGUCAGUUGAGCUAUGAUGUAACUGUAUUACUUGUAUCACUUUACUAAUGUUUAUCAAUCUGUUUUAUGCAUGGUAAUACAUCCACAUUUUUGUAUUUCAGAUUGAUUUCCACUAUCCAUGGAACUAAGCUUCCUGGUCCUGGAUGUAUGAUUUUGUCCCAAGCCUUUAAAUAUCCUGCGCCAUGUAAGUGAGUUCAUGGCGAUAUUUAAUGGUGCAGAUUUCAUGUAGCAAGAUUGUUAGAAAGUGUUUGAAGUGAAUAGCCAAUAAUCACAAGCAUUAUGCUAUCAUCCCCUUUCUUCUUUAAGUAGGAUUAGGUGGAUCAAAGAAAGAUCAUUCCCAUUGAGAGAAAAUCAUGAUUAAUCACAUGCAAUAAUUAUUUUUUAAUACUGGACAUGUUAAUUUAAAUCUUGGAGCAACGUUACAGGAAAGUUGUUUUAGUGAAGAGGGUGCAUGUUUGCUGUCUACAUUUUAAAACUCUUUGUUGUGUGGAUUUAGGAGGAAGCCAUUUUCAUGUUGGUAUUUUAAUCAUGUUAUAUUUUUGCUUGUCUUUGUGGUCUUGUAUUGUUUAUGGAACUGUUUCAAAGCCAUGCUUCCUAUCAGAAAUCAUUUACCCCAUUGUGGGUAUAUGGCCUCACUUGGGUUAAAGAGUAAUAAAAUAAUGGUCUUCAUACUGCGGUAGGAUUUGCUCAGUCGGUAGAGUGCUUUACUGCAGAGCAGGAGGUCACAGGUUCGAUUCACGGGACCAGACCAAUACCCAGCAUCUUAAAAUAACUGAGAAAUGAAGUUACUUCCUUUGCCUUGCAAACAACUAGACCUUUGUGUGGCUCGGAUUACCAAGUAAAAUGGCGUAAAAAUUAGUGUCUUAAUCAGUACUUUAAAUGCUAAAUACAUUGACUCUCAAAAAAGUGGUCAAUUUUUUAUCAAGCAACAUGAUGCUUACAACAAGUGAAUUUGUAACAGCAGUAUGUUGAUGUUAUAAGUAGUAUUAGAAGUACAGUUACUGUAGCAGUGGUUAGAAGCAGCAGUAAUACAUGUAUUAGCUGCAUUAACUAGAGGUUUGCUGUUUUAGUUUAGGUUUUUUACAUUAGUUUGUUGUCAUGAUCUUUUCAUUUUAAUAACAUCUUAAUCAUGCUUAUAUCUCCGUUAAGUGUUUCCUGGAGAAGAGGUCCUUGUACAUGUCAAGGUGGCAGAAUCAAGGCAUUCCAUAAUGACUUGUCAUGUUUCAUUUACUGCAGUUCAGAGAAAUAUGGUAAUACUACAUUCAAAAAGUCAGUUACACUGCUUGAUCAUUUUAAUAUUACAGCAACCAUUUGCCAUUUUUCGGAAUCUGCUCUCUGUGCAUACAGAGAAAGUUUUCGGAAUCUGCUGUCUGUGCAUGCAACAAAAUAAACAAAAUGGUGCAUCAGAAGGAUCUAUUUAUUGUCAUAUUGUAAUGUAGUGGUCCUUGCCAGGGCUGUGUUCUAGCAGUGCCCCAUGGCCCCUGGCACCUUUCUUUUGAUCUUGGGUAUUUCUUUGCUGGGCACCCUGCUCAGAGCACUGGGCUCCCUUCAAUUAGCACUCGUGACAAGACUCUGUCCUUCUUUUUGGAAGUGAAAGGGUCAAAUAUUACUGAGGUGUCAUUUAACUUACUUAAUCUUCGUUGUAGGUUGUUCUCUCAGGCGAGACAAAAUUACUGGUUCCCCGUAAAUUGGAUGAGAAACAGUAAAAUGGAGGAUUGUUUUGUAAGUGUGUUCUUACUAUUUUUAAGUCAAAAUCCACCCACUAAUUUUUCCUAGCCAAACAGAAAAACAUUAUUUUAAUUUAUAAUUGGAAGCCAACCUUGUGUUUCAGGGAUGUUCAUAUUGAGUUUUCUCUAUGUGCAAGAAAAUAAUAUUUAUAAUAUGAUACCUCUUAUUAUUAAAAGUGUCAUUGCAGCCAAGGAUGUUCCAUUGAUUACGUAGUCUCACUUUUGUAGUUUCUUUGUUUUCUUGCUUUAGAAAAGAGAUUUGUGUUUGUUACAGUGACGAAAGGAGAAAUCUCAUCUCAUUUUAGUUCACUUUGGGGAAGAUUUAAGCCUAAGAAUUUUCUUAAAAUUUUAGUAAAAUGUGUUGGCCAGUUCAGGUAUGGUCCGUUGUUCCAUGAUAUGCACAUUGCAACAUUUUUCUUCAAAAUCUAAGUUAAGUGUACAAUUUACAUUCAGAUGCACUGUAGGUCAAAUGGUGAAAAAGGUGUUUGAUCCUCUGAGCCUUUAAAAUGCGAGAAUUUCAUGACAUCAAAUCGUGAAAAUCUAAGCAGGUUUUUGUGGCUCACUUCAUCCCCAAAAUGCAAGUUUGUGAUCCAAAUGUGGCAAAAAAAUCUUUAUUACAUCAGCACACUACCUUCCAAUCAAAUCAUGCCUUACUGUAAAGUGUGUCAAGAAAACACUUCUAUACACACUGAAUAACUGGCUGCCCGGAGAUCAUGCUAUAUUUUCGUUUCACUUGAUAGAAAUCUGGCCCGACCAUGUGCAGAGAACAACUAUGGAAGCUGCUAAAAUUUGGCUUGAUGUAACGUUAGAGAGAAAGUGUGAGAGCUGCUUAAAUUUGGCUCUAUCCGGCUACGGAAGAUUGAAUUCAUGAGAGUGGAGUAAAUUCUGUUUAAUCCCACGAAAGAGAGAAAGUAGAAAAUUCGCAAAAAAUUUAUGCCUGAUCCAACGAAAUGGAAUGUAUCAGAAGAGCCGCUAAAAUUUGACUUGAUUUCACGUUAAAAGGAAUGUAUCAGGGGCACCCAACGAGAAUAAAGUUCAAAACCUCUUAAACAUAGCAUUGUUAAACGUAUUUUAGCAUUUAAACGAUAGAUAUAGGCAUAUUUUUAUCCCCUAAAAAUUUUUCAUCUAUUCGGAGUUCCUAGCUGAAAGUCUAGUGAUCCGAAAAUUAUAGGGAUCGAAACUUAUCUUUUCGAAAACUUAGGCCAGAAAAAAGGCUCACGAAAAUUCUAGGCGACCUUUUUAGGGUAAAAAUGCGUUAAAAAUGGGCAAUUAUACCAUUUUUUAGAUGUUCGAAAAUCCUAGGAGAGGCAGGCAAGCAAGAAAUUUUACAACAAAUGUUCCGAAAAUUCUAGAUCUCAAAUCGUCCUCCGAACAGAUAUUUUCCGAAAAUUGACGUUGGGUGCCCCUGAUGUAUGAAAGCUUCUAACAUUUGGCCUUGUCCCACGUAAGAGAAUUUAUGAGAGUGGCUUGACUCCACCAUGAAACGUGAGUAAAUGUAUGAGAGUUGCGAAAAUUCGGCUUGGACUUCAGCCACAAAUACGUUCUGAUGUUUAAAAAAAGAGAUUAAAAUAUUAAUUUCUCGAGUUUAUCGAACGAUGGAGAUUUCAUGUAUAAUCGUGUAUAAUAUAAUAAAAAUAUUAACACUGUAUUUGAAGAAAGAAGACUGUCAAAGAAAAACACUCUUCCCAGACUCUCUGAGAUUAUGGCCAGAAAGGGAAAAAAUAAACUUACCUUCAAACAAUGGGGACGAGGUUGAGUUGUUUUGGUUGUGAAAACAAAAAAUGGUGGACAUUUCACUCGUUUCAGGAGUAAGAAAUAGGCGAAAAAAUAGCUGAAAACAUGGCAAGAACAGCAAGAAGACAACUCGAAGGGCGACAUCUGCUAUUUGGAGAAUAUUUGCGGAGCUGAACAACCCUAAAGGUGCACUAUCGAAGGUUAACCUAACAUCAAUGGGGGUAAGCAUGUUUUAGCUUUGUUUUUAAACUAGGAAUUAUUUUGAAUGAAUAAUGAAACAAUUAUUGAAUUCGGCUCUCGUAUCAUAUGAAGAAUUAUGGAGAUCUCGUCUUAAUAAGAUACUCAGCCUCAUUCAUUAAUUGUUAAAUAUAUUUCUAACACGCUGUUAAUUUACUGAACUUUUUAAAAGUUUACUAAAAAAGUGCCAAGUGUUUGAAAACUGGAACUACAGUUACUGCUGGUGCCAUUUUGUGAACAGAAUUUCGACUUGGUCGAGAAGCGUCAGAAAAAUGCGAAGAUAGUCGUAUUAACAAAUUCUUUAUAUAUCCUGGUCAAUGUUUUCACUUAAUGGUGAUUGAAAUCCAACUAAAUAAAUUAAAAAACGCCUCCGACGUUUUACCGCGGUUUACUUUACUAGCAGGAUAUUUUCGUUUUAACCUUCCGUCCGCAUACCGUGGAUUAACACGUAAAUUGACCCAUGUAUAAACAGAAUUGGUGGUUUACCCUUUUGCUUAAACCCGAUUUAAACUGAACGUAGUUUUGAUAGUCGACUUAAUGCAUUUAUGUUUCAGGGGUUUAGUUUUUAGUUUUGCUCCGUUUUACUUUGCCUUGUUUUAAAAGUAUCAGGUAUAACAGAUUUUGUUUCAUAAGAAAAUAGUUGAUCCUUAAUUCUGUUCGUAUUAAGGGAUAUGAAUAGCCUAAGUCUUUCUCAAUAGAGUGCCAGUACCAGACGAUAUCGUUUUCAAAAUUUUGUGAACGUACUUUUUCCUGGUCAAUUUGUCAUCUGUAAAAACUCCCAAUGAUUUCAUUCACGACGUGGUUGAUAACCCCAAGUGUCCCGUCAGUUUGUCUUAAGAUUUGCUAAUUGUUUUGCAGCCAUAAUCUUUGGCGUUGUGUUCAGCAGAUUUGGCUAUAAUUAUCCAGACUUCAUUUAUGAUCCAUUGUUCAUCUUCUUUCGACAGAAGUGAAGGUCAGACCGAGUCCGCAGGGUAAUUUAAGUAUCAUCAGCAUUCGCUCUUCAUGCAGUCCUCUUCAGAUGAUUGAUUUGGAGAGGUUGUUAACUUAUAAUAUGAGAAAAGUAAAUGUGCUCUAAUAUCAUAGUAUCCUGAAUACCUACCCCACAAGUGAUUCGUUUGGCUUGAGAUAGACGGCCAUUGACUUUACACUUUUGGCCUCGAUUACUUCGGAUACAACACAAAAAACCACUUAAAUCCCUUAUAAAGCUUACGUAAUAGUGUGUGAUGAUCAAAAGUGUCAAGGUUUUUUAAGUCUAUACAAAUGACGUUGCUAAACGAACUUUUGUCAAUUUUCCCGACCAACCCACGAGGAUUCUAUUCAGCAAAGCUGUUCAAGUAGUACUACAUUUACGUAGUAUCAAGACCGAUGGUUGCGUAAUAGACUAUAUUGAUCAAAGUUUUGAUAAAUUGACCAGAGAUGACUUUUUCAAAUAUUUUGACAACUUUUGGAAAAACAGAUAUUUUCCUGCAAUAGUUGACGUGUAACCUUGGCUUAGAUUAAUCUUAGUUUUAGGCGUUACCUGAGCUUUUUCACUUCCUUUUACAAGGAACUAUUCCAACACUAAUCAUAACGAUAACAAAAUUCUUAAAUCUGAUUGGCUAUCAACUGCCCCGAUUUCAGCCUUAAUAGGACAGUUAAAUAGGACAGUACGCGCCAUCAGGCGCUCGCUUAAAUGGCUUUUUUUCACUGCUAGCAAAAAAAAUCUCGGAAUUUCUUGUGUUUUGAUUAAAAAAAACAACUUAAUAUAUCACAAAUUUUGUUAAAGUUAUGAUUAAUUGGUAACAGAACUUCGUGUCGUCCAAUUCGGUCUGUAAUCAUACUCGUGAUUAAACAAAUCGGACUCCCGCUACGCGGUCGUCCGAUUUUGUUAAUCACUCGUAUGAUUACAGACCAAAUUGGACUCCACUCAGUCCUGUUACCAUUACUUAUUGAAUAAUGCACAGGAAUAUCUCCCACAAAAUUCAAAAGGUCAAAAUAAAUGUGAUCAAACACAUUCAGUGCUGUCUUAGCAUCAGGCUUUUCUCGUUUUUAAGUUACCACUAAUUAAUAGUUGAAAUGUUUUUAUCAGUAAACGUACGAGUUAAAAGUAUUAGUUUACGAUUUCAUUCAACUGAACCGGCCGGCCGGCAGAGCCAGUGAACAUCUCGUGGUCGAGCUCCCUCCCACCCACUCAGUUCUUGAUUGGUUUGAAAGUUACAUGUAGUAGAUAGAAACAAAGUUAAAAGGACUACUUUAUUUUUCUGCCUCCUCUGCAAGCCGGGACAUAUUGGUAUCCGUAGAUAUGUUUGUUUUUCCUUUUUACGUCUGUUAGGGUUCAUAAGGUGUUAAUACCCUGCCGAGCGAAUGUUGUGAUUUCUCGCAAGAGUAAAUGCCGCAAAAAUAACGACUUUAUUUUGGGCCGCUGAGUGACAUUUCGUUUUUUAAAAUAUUUUUGUCUCUUGUGGAAUCUGGGCGGAGCAACACAGAAAAUAUAUAACACAGUCACUCUUAUAAGGAGUGAGGUAUAACCGAGUACCGUGCACUCAAAGCCUUGUGAAGUAAACCCCACUUGAGGGAGUUUUAUUAACUUGAUUCAUCAAAAUCGUUUGUUAACGGGAGCGUAGCUAACCAGUUGCUACUUUUUUAUUAUUUUUCUGGAGAACAAAGUUUCUUUUUUGCAAAGUUAGUUUCAAAUAUCGGGCGCGGUAUAGAUGGAGGUGAAAGUUUUUGAAGUCAGCCUGAUCGUGUUUGUAGUGAUAGGCGUGUUUCUAGCGGCUUGCAGCUGUGCUCCGCCUGCAGGGUCAUCAGAAAAACCAACUUCGAAUCCUGACUUGGUGAGUGGAAUUUUUUUUGUUUAGUUCAGUGGCAAAAGUAAAAGGCUAGGCAUUUCCGAGAGGUUCUCAGUCUCCUUUUUUUCAACUGCCUUUGCUAUGAUAUAUCAUCAAUACUACCAUAAGCGGCCAAGAGUCUUGAACUGACUCAUCCAGAAAUAAAGUUUGCGAAAAAGACAUUUUUUCUCCUAAAGAAUUUCGUGAAUCAUGCCUGACUUCAGUUAAAUUAACCAUCGGUUUCUUCUUGUAGUCAAUUUUUUUAAGAGGAUUAUUCUUACUGAGAAAGAGCGGUUUUUUUCACGGCUUUCAAGCUUACCAUUUUUUGCGCAUUUUGUUACUCAAACUCCUGCAAAAAAUCAUUUCACAAGCGUUAAUUUUUGUUUUGUUCUGAAAAAGAUUGAAAAAGAGUCGUUGCGUUAUUAAUUGGACUGAUGAUAGUAGAGAGGAUUUGUUUUAAAAUACCGGCUAAGGAGAUGAAAAUUUGACAUAAGUCGUAUGUAAAAACCUAGUUUGCAAAACCAGUCCAUAUUGACUUUAUAGCAGCUCUUAAACUGGUACUACCAGAACAUAUGAGCGCGGUGUUAAUUACUUCUUUUGUAAACCUCUCGACCGGUCUUUGAUCCUGAUUAUUGUUUUGUUAUGCUUUCUCAAAAUAAUCUCAGUAGAUAACAUAUCCUAUUUAAAUUUUUCUGAAAACGCAGCCUGACUAGGGAGAACAAACAUGCCGAAAUACGACGGAUUAGCAAGAUAAAUCUUGCAGAAACUUGACUCUCCAAAAAUAAACACUAAACCUUUAUAUAUACGAAGUGCCGCGAUUUAUUGUUCUUAAUUUUAGUGGUUUCACUUACAGUUUUAAGCGGAUAGUACGCCGGCUUCCUCCGUGAAAUCAAGUCGCUGUUCCUAGUCUUUUUCUAAUGAAUUUUUCUGCAGAAACAGUUCACCCUACAUGGAUGUAGUUAUUAAGUUUUUCUUAUUAAAGUUCUAGUGGUCUUGGCUUCUUACAUGUACAUUUCUGUCCUUUCCAUGUAUCUCUUUAGCCUUACGGCUCACAGAUAACGGAAGAUUUUUGAUGAAGGAAAGGGAUGCCCUUUCUACCGAAAGCAAAAUAUAUUAUUCACUAUGGCUUACAUUUGCCUUUUUUCGUCUGUCAGUUCAGUUUCCUACAGAUAUAUCUAAAGCUGUAUCUCAUUUAAGAAAGCAAAUAAUAAUUUGAUGUUAGUCAAAGACGAGUGGGUGCGACUUUCACCUACUGCAAACUAUUUUAAGGAAUUGUCGCGGCUCAGCUAUCUUGAGAAAAUUGUUCAAAAGAAUAAAUCUUAAGUCGCUUGUCACAUGAGUCUUUUUAUUUUUUUUUUGGAGAAAAUGCGAACAAUUGUAUGUGAAUAAACGUAUUUGUCAUUUGUAUUCAGUCUGAUUUACCCUCGUUUCACUGAAAAGCUGCCUUUUUCUACAGGAAAGCGAUGCCUCUGUGAGCGAAAAGAGAUCCAACGCUUCUAAACUCACUGAUGCGGCUAAAGCAACCGCAGAAACGGGUAGUGAACUUAGAAAGAAUCAGAAACAGCAAUCGAUGCACAAACGCGGUCACAAGGAGGAAAAAAAUGGAUCAAAACAUCUCCUUCGCCGUCUACACAGCCCACAACCCUCAGCCAUUCCAGUGUCACAGGCAGCGCCUUUCUCUGCGAAGAAAAUAAAAUCUUUGGACCUCUACAGGCCGAUAAUUUCUGCAUCAUUUUAUAGCCAGCUGAGGUACGAAUAUGCGCAAGCGGCUGAUCGUGGAAGAGGAAUAAAGACAGCUCAAAUUGGAGGAACGAAAAAGGCUGCUGCUCCAUCAGCUGCUGCUAAACCUUCUAUGAAUCAGACCUCAAGAGUGAAACCAACACAGUCAGCCGCAGGUACAACGGACUUGAGUCAAUUGUAUACUUUGUGUGUAGCCAUCUUCAUCGAGAUCAAUCAUUUCAGGGUUUUUUUUCUUCUUUUUUUUUUUUUUUUCUGUUUAAUGGGAUUUCAUUUACCAGUUAAAGGAUUAAUACGAGUAUGUUUAAAAUUGCUUGUUAAUGCACUAUUAAAUAAUAAUAAAGUGGAUGAGAAUCAGCCACAAGAAACCCACAAAAAAAAUCUGAGUUCCAGCUGUGAUUAUAACGCAUUUAUGUUUUGUUUUUUGGGCUUUGACCGCAACUUAGUUGAGUUGUUUCUCGGCGGCAGUUACGAGUACUGAUCGCCUCUGCGGUCUGGCUUAUUCUGAAAUUGUCUCCUGUUACUGGGAAUUUUUAACCAUGUUUUGUUUUGAGUGAAAUACCUGUAAAAGAGCUGCAAAAGCCAAGUGCUCCUCCAUCAGAAACAAAGCCUGUAACAUUUUUUCUGUAUUUUUUUCAUCGAUAUAUUUUCCGGCAAACGUUUAAAAUGCCUCGCACCCGGACAAAAUUAUUGUGAGAAAUUGUCUCUUUUCCCGAAAAACUUCAAUGGUAAAUUUUUUUUGAAAAGUUCUGAACUUUAUGUAAAUCCAGGAGCUCAUGACACUGGGGAAUCAAAAACAUAUUGACAAAGUGAAAACUUAAAAUGGUGAGAGUACCAACCUUAGCUUAGAGCUUUGUUCCUUAGCUUUUUGCAAAUGGCUCCACUUGGACCGCCGUGAAGUUGCGUAGUCAGUGAUUUGUGAGGGAGUAUUCCAGUUAAAGUAGACUUAAGGUACAAACGAGUAUUAAAAAAGGACGCGUCGCAAAAGUAAAUUAUAGUCACCUCAUUACGAAUGCUCAUUUUCUUAAUUAAUGAAUGGAUAUUUUACUUUCCUACACCAGUGUGUGGACGGGACUGGAAAGUAUUUUAGCAUGUUAUGUCAAAUGCAUUUUAAAUUAUUGAUCUACAUUCCUGGCGGCUGAGUCACUUUUGUGUUAUGUGUCUCAUAACUAAUCCGCAAAGCUUAUCGAUAACGCGGAUAGAGGUAGUAAGAAGCCUAUUUUCCCGCAUUAGCUACUAAAUAAAUAUAUGUAUAACAUAAAUAGAGCGUAAGUAUAAUCUAAUUAUAAAUGAAUAUAUUUUCAUAAUUCUAAAUAUAACCGAUCGACAAACAGUGAAUUCAAGUCAAGGUCAGUCCCGUCCUGAGAAGCUCUUGAGUGAUUGCGUGGUUCAUGUGAUAGAAUGAAUUUCUGCCGUUUGAACUGCUCCAUGCCACUACCCGCUGUUAAUUUUAGAACGUAUAAAAAUCUAUAGGGAUAGAGAACGUAGCCUUUGUUUAAUGAUGGUAAAAAUCGUUUAAUGUAAAAGUCUUCUUUAUACGGAAGAAGAUUCCAGUUUUAAUCACUAUCUUAUCUGAAAAGUUACAGUCCAAAGGAAUGGCGUGCGUCCUUUGUUAUUUCUAUUAACUCUGAGAGGUUCUGUAUUCGUUGUUCAGCAAGGAUUAUAGCCUGCAUAGUUGGUGGUCUUGUUUGGAGGUAGGGGAGAGGGGGUUACCAGAGGGGAGCGCGUUCUGGGCGUGUUUUGGCGGCUUUGCUGCUCAUUUGCGCGCUCGCACAACAAACCGCAGCUACGCAGCUACGCAUGAUUAUCCGUUGUGGUUCAUCUUCCAGUGAAGAAAUCGGAAAAGCAAACUGAUCCUCACGGCGAAGAAAAGAAGAAAACAGAAAUUAAAAUGAUUGUUUUAAAGAUCAAUUAGCCGUUGUUUCUUUAUAGUUCUUUUCUCUCUUUUUUUUUUUUUAUCCAGUUCUUGUUUAAAGAUUCUACCAUUGAGCUUUUGGUCUGUAGUCGUGUUUUUAUGUUCCUUUUUGAAGCUCAUCUUCUGGUGAUCAGCCAAAUUGGCGAUGGGUGUGUAAGAAAAACAUUUUCGAUGACAAAUAUAUUUCUUUGUUAUUCUGAGGGUUGAAUAACCAGUCUGUUACCUUUUUUGCCAUCACCUCAUCGCAAACACCAAUCUCCUGAGAAUCGAAAGAUUCUAAGCCUUAACUAUUAGUCAUAGAUAUGGGUGUAUAAAAGCAAAAUUUUUAAAACAGUGAAAAGCUUAAACUUACGUCGGAAUGAACAUUUUGAUAGUUAAGACUGUAACUGACCUCUUAAUGUUACGUCAUAGGAACUCCAAAAAAGUCAGACGAUCCCUGCGCAUUAUGGGAAAAAUGUGCCGUGAAUCAAAAUGCAAACGUCAGUCGAUGGCUGAAGAGAUUACCAAGCUGCCCUUGUCGUGUUCAAUUAUCAGAGUUUCUCUACAACAGAUCCAUUUACGAUAAGGAACUUGAUAAAUACUUUGACUGGGGAUACAUGCAAGUUGAUCAGCGGGCAAUACUCAGGCGCACAGCUCAGUUCUGCAUUCGCCAGCGGCCUUUGUUCACGAAUCCCAGCUUGUCGGCGCAAGUUUGCUGUUACGAUUCCAAUAUGACUCUUAUUACAAGGGGAGUAGGUGCAGGGACACCUUUCCUUGUGUCGCCAGACUGGUACAUGUACAGAGAGUUACAUAUCAAGCAUGAUGUGCUACCCAUUCAGCUUUGCAAUGGGGACUGGACACGCUAUCACGCUGUGCGCCCACCCAAUAAUGGCCGGAACUGCACUGCAAACCCGGAUGAUGUGGAAUAUGCACGCCAAGUCGCCAUAGCCCGUGAUUUUUAACUGAGAAGCAAUGCAGCCGUAAAUUAGUGUGUUGUGAUGAUUAGAAAAGAAUGAUGUAGCUACUAGUCUUUAGUUUGGCACCCUAUUAGAUAGAGCCGAGUAUUAAUUAUAUUAUAUAGCAAUUUGUUUAGUAGUAUAUUAUCAGCGUGAUAAUACCAAAAAUAACUCACUCAUUUUUCAAAACUUGAAAUCUAGAAAGUAUUGACUGUAAUGAUCGUUGAAAUAAUUUUUUAGACCGUUUAAGGGCUCUUCAGUUAGUGCAAACCUGAAAAAAGGACUAGAAUACACUGUAAAUCAGAAAGAUCUGUUUUAGCCUUAAAAAUGAGGCCGUUUCAGUGACUAACAUACAGCCCUAUUUUUUUUAAAAUUGUGCGCGAGUGGCGCCAGGAAGGGCUGAGUCAGACUUUGGCCUACGGGGCUGAAUUGACACUUUGGGACUGAAACAGAUCUUUUUAGUUUUCGGAGUAUUUCGAAAUUGCGUUUGGGUAUCGUUGGAGGAAAAAUACUAAUUCUAAAUAACGAUGAAUAUCUUAAUCAUCAAGUCACCAUCACACAGACCUCUAGAUAUCACAAUAUAAACAUAAAAAGAUGACUGAUAUAACGUAGAGCAGCGUGAUUCAUUUGGUUUUUCAAAUAUUUUCUCUGAAUCAUUGAGGGGUACGUCCGAAAACUGGAUAUGUUUAGGUAAUUUUCCCAGUUUCGAGAGCAACCUCCCUCUAGAACUGUAGGACUCUUGUAAAAGUUAAAAAUCCUAGAGUUAUGACCGACCCACUUGAAGGUAUUUUCAUUUCUGGGUGACGUUUUCAAGAAGAAAAGAAUUUUUGAAUUUGCUUAUAUACCACUCCACUAAAUGUACUUUUGACAUAAUGGCUAAAAUAAAUUUGCCGUUGAAGGAUGCAUAUUCUUUGCUGUGAAUCGGAUGUGCCGGGGAUGUCAUAUCAUUUGUCAUUCACUGGUACACACUGAACAUUGAGUAUCUUUAAAAAAAAAAAUCCAUUGUCAUUUAUCCACUUGAGGUUCUCUUCAUUCUGAUUGACGAUUGCAGGAAACGAACUGUAUAGCGCUUACCUUAAAUGUAUUAUUGAUAAAUGGCUGGAAUAAACUUGCGUUUGAAGGG